AAAUAGCAAAAGAACAAACUAACGUUACCAAUUGUGAAUUCAUCAAAUUCCCCACCACUUAUGCGAGGUCACGUUGUUUAGAGCUGCGGUGUUGCAGCUCACUGACAUCCUUCGCCCAGACAAAUAGCUGCUGAGUAGACAAAACAGCUGAUUGGGUGCUUGCAACACCCGCAGCACAUAUAAGUUAGUAGGCUAUAGCAGUUGCUAGGAGGCUAACAGCAUUUCACGGCAGUCGGGUCAGAAGCUUUCUUGUUAUCCUGUGAAGUGGUCUGCUCUCCAACCAAGUAGCCUUAGCUAGAUUGCCGAGCUGCUAAAUUCAUUGAUUAGUUUUGGGUCGAGGAGGCAUUUCUAAUGGGUCACUGAUUUUAUAAUUUAAAGACAUGUGGCCUGUAAGAAAUAUUUAUCAAAUGACAAAUUAUUCUGGAUAAAGAUCUGGAUCUGUACAAUUGUCAUGGUUGCAGGCGUGCUUUUAUAAGACCACACACGCCACAGGAAUAAUGACACAGUGAUUUCCGAGAUGCCGACAUCGGUGAAGGACCAAAAUCUGUGUCGGAAGAUGAAUGCACCCGAAUUGUUUCUACAAACGGAGUUAGACCAAGGCGGCAUACAUCAACCUCUUGAUGAGGAACGGUCCUUGCAUUUCCGUGAGAUUCCUCUGGAAACGAAGCUAUACCGUAGACGAUUUGUUGUUUUAGCCGUGUUUGGUCUCUAUUCCCUUGUUAAUGCCUUCCAGUGGAUCCAGUAUAGCAUUAUAAGUAACAUUUUCAGUUUUUAUUAUAGCGUACCCAGUGACAAAAUCGAUUGGUUGUCAAUUGUGUAUAUGUUAGCGUAUGUGCCUCUGAUUUUCCCUGCUACAUGGAUCAUGGACAGAAAGGGAAUGAGAAUUGCGGCUCUCAUGGGCGCGGGUCUUAACUGUGUCGGGGCGUGGUUGAAAUGCUGUAGUGUUAGACCCGAUUUGUUUUCAGUCACAGUGACAGCACAGGUAGUGUGUUCCAUAGCGCAGGUGUUUAUUCUAGGAUUGCCUUCGAGGCUUGCGUCAUUGUGGUUCGGGCCAAAGGAAGUCUCAACUGCUUGUGCCACUGCUGUGCUCGGAAACCAGCUUGGUACAGCCAUUGGCUUCCUUUUGCCUCCUGUUCUCGUACCCAACACCGUAGAGGAUAAAGACUUGAUGGGAUACAACAUCAGCCUUAUGUUUUAUGGGACUGCUAUAGUUUCCACAGUGCUGUUUUUAACAGCUGUUGUCGUAAUAAAAGACAGACCUCCCCUGCCUCCAAGUCGUGCACAGGCUGUUCUGGUAAAGAGCCUGCCAACCAACUACACCUACAGACAGUCUAUUAUCAACCUUUUCAAGAACAAGUCUUUCAUUCUACUGGUUAUCAGCUAUGGGAUUAUGACAGGAUCUUUUUACUCGGUUUCCACACUGCUCAAUCAGAUUAUCAUAUUCUAUUUCAAGAAUGAAGAGAUGAAUGCUGGUAGGAUUGGACUAACCCUGGUUUUGGCUGGGAUGGUGGGCUCAGUCAUUUGUGGGGUUUGGCUGGAUUACACUAAAACAUAUAAAAUGACCACAUUGAUUGUCUACAUCCUGUCCUUCAUCGGAAUGCUAAUGUUUACAUUUACACUGGGCACGGGAUAUCUAUGGGUGGUGUUUUUCACUGCAGGAGUUCUAGGAUUUUUCAUGACAGGAUAUUUGCCUAUCGGAUUUGAGUUUGGGGUUGAGAUCACAUACCCAGAAUCAGAGGCGACAUCAUCUGGUCUUCUAAAUGCAUUUGCCCAAAUAUUUGGGAUCCUUUUUACCCUUAUUCAGGGAAGACUCAGCACAACCUACAGUCCUCUGGUUGGAAACAUCUUCCUGUGUGUUUGGAUUUUUGUUGGCAUCAUUCUAACAGCCUUAAUAAAAUCUGAACUGAAAAGACACAAUGUGAAUAUUUGCAGUGGGCACCUGACUCAUCAAGCAGUCCCCAGUGAAUGUCCAUCUGACAAAGCCUCCAGCAGCAUCAAACUAGAUUGUCCUCCAGCAUUUCUUCAUGAGACUUCACUAUAAUUGUCCAUAUAUUCAUGUGCUCUUAACUCUUUUUGCUGUAAAUUGUCUCUAGCAGACGUUUACUUUGAGACAGUGAAAUAUAUUUGUUUACACAUGAAACAAGCUUUAUUCUCCUCAUAAUACUCUUGCGCUCCAUAUCAUGAUGUCAUGAAUAUCUUCAUGAGAUAGUAUAUCUGUAUCCCCUAAAAGAAUAAACUCACAAUACUACAAAAAAAUUUGUUUUAUCUAGAAGUGCUUAUUUAUGUUGGAGACUUAACAAAAAACACCCUCAACUUUCAAAUUUGAACCAAAAUGUCACACAUUCAUCUAAUAAUGUCAUUAAAUGCAGCCACUCUGUUAAAUAUGUCACCAUUCUGUUUUACUAUCAAUGCUUUGAUUAGCAUUUUUACAUUUACAGGAUAAACAACACAGCAACUGUUCUUAACUGUGAUCUGUAUGAAACCUUGUCUGAAAUAUACAUUCUCUACAAUAAAUGUACAAAUGCAUAUGAUGUGGUUUGUUAUUAAAAAUUCAAAUUUCAUUGUGA
Clupea harengus (Atlantic herring) is the source of this 2567-nucleotide messenger RNA. It is a transcript of the gene flvcr1, whose product is annotated as FLVCR choline and heme transporter 1. NCBI's taxonomy places the organism in Eukaryota, Metazoa, Chordata, Actinopteri, Clupeiformes, Clupeidae. Gene Ontology annotation, biological process: mitochondrial transport; erythrocyte differentiation; heme export. The record is from RefSeq and is a predicted model, not a curated record. Gene Ontology annotation, molecular function: heme binding; heme transmembrane transporter activity. Gene Ontology annotation, cellular component: membrane; mitochondrion.